AUGCAGCAGCAUCCGCAGCAACUUCAGCACGGCCAAUUGCGCCAGCAAGGUCAAUUGCCUCAGCAGCAAUUUGGAGGACCUCAACCUCAGAAUCUAUUCAUGCAGCCUGGCAAAUACCAGAUGCAGAUGCCUUCACCAGUCCAGCAGGCCCCGCAUCGCGGACAGCGUCGGGUCUUUGCGCAAACCUUUCAGGAGAGCGAUCUCCCUCAGCAGUACUUUGAACCGUCACAGUCUCCUCAACAGCAUGCCCAAGUCUUUCAGCACCCCCAGCAGCAUGGCCACAACUUGCAACAACCCCAGAAGGAGAAUGCCAUGGAAACCUCAAACAGCCCGCUGGGCGAUCUGAACCUUGAGGACUUUGACCUUGAUCAGGCUUUGAUGAUGUCUGUCAAUGACGAUUUCAACUUCGACGACUUUGGCGAUCUCCAGGUUCAGCAGCAGCAGCAGCAGCAGCAGAACGUCAUUUCUCAGAAUGCCGUCAACUGGCCAUCCGAGAACCUCUUCCAUGAUCAGACGUCGCAAGUUGCCCAUCAGAGCCGCGCCAAUUCCUCAGUGUCUUUGAUGACUCCGCGUGCCGACAACUCGUAUGAUCUCUUCAACAACAACACUCCUGUCCAGAACUCGCACAACUCUUUCACCAUCACUCCCGCUGCGACUCCGCAGAACUCUUUCAACAACUCUCCUGGCCAGAUUUCAAACAAAUCUUCCAACACCACUCCCGUCGCGGACUCGCUCAACAAUUUCAACACCUCUCCCGCUGGCAACGCUGGUGAUUCACCGAGCUUUUUCAACACCUCUCCUGUCCAAGACUUAUCAGCUGGCUGGGGAGUCGAAAACAACAACUUUGGUGAUUUGUCGGCAUCUUUCUCUUCUGCGAGCGAGAAUCAUCAGAACUUCGUUGAUCUGACGGGCGAGAACGUUGAUUUCACGGGACACAACGUUGCCUUUGGUCAAGUAUCGCAAGGUGCCACCUAUGGCCAGAUCGAUCCCUUCGCAUCAUUUGCCUCACCGCUUGAGAAUUCCCAGCAGCAGGUUCUCAGCGUCGCACCAGAGAACCUGCAUAAUGUUCACGAACAUCAACCUUUCCCAAACCCAGGGCAUGCCCAGUCUCAAGGCUCUCCUCAUAUUCCCACAACACCAUUUCCCGCUCAGCAACCUCAACCUUCCCCGCCCAAGAAUUCGGCUAAGAAACGGGCCCCUUUGCCAAAGAAACCUGCCGCAAAACGUCCUACGAAGAAAGCCAGGAAAACUAAGACUCCCACCAACGACGAGCAGAUUGCCGAUUCUGAGGCUAUCGACAACGGUUACCAAAACGAAGCUGCCAUCAGCGAGUAUCUCUGGGGAGCUGAGCUCCUCCCCCAGGACUAUGAGUAUGACCUCGAUGCCCCCCUUCGCAACUUCAGCGAUUCGAUCCCCCAGCGUGUUCCCGCGAGCGAAAAUGCGCCUGCUCCUGCCAGCAAUGUCACUGAAAACGACCCUCUCUUUGACCCUACUCUUGCCAGCAAUGCGAUCUUGCAGGAUAUUCCCGUAGAAGGAAGUGCGCCUCCUCCUGCCCACAACAGUCUUUUCGACAAUGACCCUUUUAUUACGCCUGCCCCUCCCAGCAACGGCAUCGAGAACGACCCUCUUGUCGUUUUCCUCAACCAGGAAAAUGCUAAACUCAACGCCAUGAAGCAAGCCAACCAGGCCCAACUGAACAACGUGACAACCCCUGAGCCCAGCAGCCCUCCCAAAAAGCGUAAGCGCGGCAACUCGACUCGCACGCCAAAUGUCAGCGACACCCCAGCCAAGAAGAGGAAAGUGUCGAAGAAGGCCAAGGUUAAGGGCAGAUUGUCCAAGUCGGCCUCCUCGGCCAAGUUCGGUCUCGGAAAAGGUGCGGGUACCGGUCUCAACUCCCCUCGCACCAUGUACGUCUUUGAAGACCGCGCCUUCUACUUAAUUCCCGCCAAUAUCAUGCCUGCUUUCCUCGAGUUUGUCUCGACGCCCAGGGAGAUUCCGGUUCAGCAGCAGUUUCCCACUGCGCAACAACAGCCUCUCGCUCAGCAACAGAACUUUGCUCAGCAGCAACCUGCUCCUGUUCAGCAGCAGCCUGCCGUAGAGCAACAAGAGUUCUCGCAGCAGCAGCCUUUUGAUCAACAGCAGCCUGCCCCUGUUCAGCAACAAGAUCUCUUCCAACAGCAGGCCGCCAUUGAGCAGCCGGCUCCCACCCAAGAGGAGUUUGAGCCUGCCUAUGACAUCGAGGGACGACUCCUCACCCUGCUUGAUGACGACGAAGUCAACGAGCAAAACAACGAUGAGGAUGACCCUUAUGCCCCGGCUCCCCGCCGCCCUGUUCCGCUCAGUGAAGCCGCCAUCGCCUUUGGCUUCACUAGUCUUCCGACCGAGCGCAGCCCAUCGUCCUCUCACAACCCAUUGCCUGUCCAAAACCCACCGCAGGCCUUCUCGUCCCCUGCCCCUGCUCUAGCUCCCUCGUCAACCUCAUCGCCUGCGGCCGGCAACAGCAAUGGCACCAAUACCGGCAACACCAGCAGUUACGCCAUCCUCAGUGCCAGCAGCGACAUUGUCAUCAAUCCCAUCCCCGAAUCCAGCCCUCGUUUCAUUCCUGACAAUCGUGAGAUCAUCGCCAGAUUCAAUCUGUCACCGACAGGCAGCGGCACCGAGCGCGACGUGAGCCAUCUGGAGUACUUUAUCAACCUGGUCCAUAGCAGCGGCCUGUUCGCCUGCGGUCAUCACGACGAGAUCCCUGGCGGUUUUCGUUGGGAGAGUUGGAAGACAGCUGAGGAGAAUCUGCUCGCGCUGCGUCCGUUCUUUGGGACUCUCACCACCAAGGCUUGGUUCGAGCAGUGGAAGAAGGGUGAGAACCCGGUUCAGUUGGCCGAGAUGGAGGAGGACGAGUAG
This is a messenger RNA of Neurospora hispaniola, 2898 nucleotides long. RefSeq lists its product as uncharacterized. The coding region runs from base 1 to 2898 and encodes 965 amino acids. NCBI's taxonomy places the organism in Eukaryota, Fungi, Ascomycota, Sordariomycetes, Sordariales, Sordariaceae. The transcript is spliced from 3 exons. The record is from RefSeq and is a predicted model, not a curated record.